This is a messenger RNA of Protopolystoma xenopodis, 465 nucleotides long. The record is from the annotation of a GenBank genome assembly. NCBI's taxonomy places the organism in Eukaryota, Metazoa, Platyhelminthes, Monogenea, Polystomatidea, Polystomatidae.
AUGAUCACACAUGUCUCGUUGGCCAAUUCGCCUCUUCGUUCCGUUUCGGACUGGGUCGCAGAGACUUCUGUUUCGCAGCCUGUGACAGAUCCUGGUAUUCCAGUAGUCCAUUAUGAUCUUUCCCAGCCACCGGUGACUUCUUCCGAGCUCAAGUUUGACUUCUACUCUGAGGACAGAUCGGAUCGCUCGACUUCCGACCAAUACUUUGGACCGACUGCAUUAUCACCAGACAUCUGUAUUCAAUCAUCCUUGCAGUAUUGUCCGACUCAGGAUGAUUCGGCAUUCGGAAUUACGCUCGGGACUCGACUUUUUCGCGAGGUGCAAGGUGUGUCUGUAAACGAGAUAGCUGAGAACCUGGAAGACAGUUGUCAAAACAAACAGCUACUGAUUGAGGAUGGUGAACCUCGAAGCAAGGAGCCUUCUGGAAGGUUAGACGCCUUAUCUAUAUGUAUAAUUACUUUUUAA